Messenger RNA from Mya arenaria, 1512 nucleotides. RefSeq names its product protocadherin-like wing polarity protein stan. Gene Ontology annotation, biological process: homophilic cell-cell adhesion. The record is from RefSeq and is a predicted model, not a curated record. The transcript is spliced from 5 exons. Gene Ontology annotation, cellular component: membrane; catenin complex. NCBI's taxonomy places the organism in Eukaryota, Metazoa, Mollusca, Bivalvia, Myida, Myidae. Gene Ontology annotation, molecular function: cadherin binding; calcium ion binding. Bases 22 to 780 code for a protein of 252 amino acids.
CGGAACAGUUAAACUGCAAGGAUGGAUUUGUGUCUUGUUUCUGUUUUUCUGCUGGGCUUACUUAGCUUUAAUUGGAGCUCUGAGGCAGCAAUUACAGCGUGGACAUUGCCUGGACCUAUUACCGGAGCCUCUGGUUCUAUUAGUGCCACGGCAAUUCCUGAAAACCCAGUAGAAGGAGCUGUUCUAUUUACCGCAAAAGCAACAACUGCUGUGAAUUACACAUUGACGGGCAACGCUGGAGGAAAAGGGACGAUCAAUUCUACUUCUGGUGUUGUAACGCUAGCGAAGGGGCAAAUUAUUGACUUUGAAACCACAACUUCUCUACAGUUCCUCGUCGUAGCCACAGACAGUACCGGUUCAAAUGGAACAGCAAAUAUCACCUUGCCAAUUACUAACGUUAACGAAGCUCCAGCCUUCUCGUCAGCCACGGAAACUGCUUGUAUUAAGGACAACUCCCCAGCAGGUACGACACUUGGAACCUACAUUGCGACUGACCCUGAUAUUGGAAAUACUAUCACAUACUCUAUUACUUCCGGAAACUCAAAUACCGACUUCGAUAUCUCCGGGAAAGGCGUGAUAACUGUAGCCACUGGCAAAACCCUUUCAAAGGCUUCAACCGCCACUUACAUACUGGUUGUUAAUGCGACAGACAGUCCCUCGCCACAUCUGAAUGGAUCGACUAUUGUAUCGGUCACCGUUGGGGAUUGUAGUGGCGCCGGAAUGGUAACGGCACUCAUGUAUUUAAUGUUUGCAGUUGUUGUUACCACACAACUUCUUUAAGAGAACUGUUUUUUAUCUAUUCUAAGGAACACUUACAACACGUGUGAUAACAACUAAAGGCUAGAGACGAAAAUAUUUGGUCAUUAAAUUAUAGAAACAUUUUAGCUGAUCAACCCGAUUUAUUUAACAAUUUAUCUAUCGCGCGACAAUAAUAUUGAUGUAAUUUAAUGUUCCUUUAUAUUUGCUAUUGUAAUCAGAUUUUAUUACUAUUCUUGUUUAUUGUUUAUCUGGAUAUAUGCUUGAAAUGUUUUUGUUUUCAUAUUCCCACCAUAGUUCUGUUAGAUCGAUGAUGUGUCACAUAGCUCCAUGUGGUAUUUGUUUUCUAAAGUGAAGCCAUCGAUGCGUUUGAUUAUUAGAAAUUUCAAAAGAUGCAAUUAACUUAUAGGAAGCCAUUCAUCAUUAGUUAAAUAUAUAUAUAAAUAAAAUCCACGUACUAAUAAAGUGAACUUUUUAUAGAAAGCAAGUAUUUAUGAUAUCAACACAUUUGACUAGUGACAAUAGCUUUAAACCAAAAUGAUUUCCAUUGGCCAUAUGAAUUGUUUUAUGUUAAGUGCGUCUCCGAUAAUAAAACAGGACAUAUGAAAACGACGAUACCUGAGAAAUUCAAUUAUGAUAUUGCUUUUACAGCAGUGAUGAUGAAUUUCUAUGAACGAUGUUUAAAAUACUUUCUGGAAACUAUGCAACUCUCUCUAACAGACUUUGUAGAAAUUAUCAAAUAAAAAUUAAACAAUA